CAAGACGACCUGCAAACAAAUCCUUUAGAAUUGCUCUGUCAGGAUCCAGAAGAUCACUCUGUGUCGAAAAACCUGUGUUCAGAUAGCAUAAAGUUGUCAAUUAAAACUGAAGAUACCACAUCGGAUGAGGCGAAGGAUUUGCCCUUGAAUCAGAAAUGUAGAACUGUUCAUCAAGCGAAUAGGACAUAUGAAUGUUGUGGCAACAUUCCGGAUGAUUUAUUCGAGGUAGAGGAAAAUCCAAUUUCAAUCAAAUCAGAGUACGAAGAGGUCGAUGGACAGCAUCAGCAAACAAACGGUGAUGUUCUGAAUAAUGAACAAGAUAACCUUAAAAGCCAUCGCCAAAAACAAAAGCAAAACUAUCCUCAUUGUCAAUCAAGGUUCGCAAAGCCAUUUAACCUAAAACUUCAUAUCGGUACUCACACUGGCGAAAGGCCGUAUGUGUGUAAAGUCUGUGACAAUGCGUUCAAGACUUCAAGUAAUCUGGCAGAACAUUCGAAGAUUCACAAUAAGGACCUACAGCAUCAGUGUCCUCACUGUCCGUCAAUGUUCGCAAAGCCAUUUAACCUAAAGAUUCAUAUCCGUACUCACACCGACGAAAGGCCAUACCAGUGUAAAGUCUGCUAUAAAGCCUUCUAUUCAUCAGGCAAUCUGAUAGAACAUUUGAAAGUUCACAAUAAGGACUAUCAGUGUCUUCAUUGUUCAUCAAUGUUCGCACAGUUAUCUAACCUAAAGAUUCAUAUACGUACACACACUGGCGAAAAGCCAUAUCAAUGUAAAAUCUGUGAGAAGGCAUUCCAUUCAUCACAGAAACUAGCACAACAUUCGAAAAUUCACAAUAAGGACCAACACCAUCAGUGUCCUCAUUGUUCAUCGAAAUUCGCGCGACUAUGUAAGCUAAAGAAUCACAUUCGCACUCACACCGACGAAAGGCCAUACAAGUGUAAAGUAUGCGACAAAGCGUUCAGGAAAUCAGACAAUCUGGCAGAACAUUCGAAAAUUCACAAUAAGGACCUACAGCAUCAGUGUCCUCACUGUCCGUCAAUGUUCGCAAGGUCAUCUAACCUAAAGAUUCAUAUCCGCACCCAUACCGGUGAAAGACCAUACCAGUGUAAAGUCUGUGACAAGGCCUUCCAUUCAUCAGGAAACCUGUCAAUUCAUAUCCGCACCCAUACCGGCGAAAAGCCAUACAAGUGUAAAAUCUGUGACAAAGCCUUCCAUUCAUCAACCAUACUAGCAAAACAUUCGAAAAUUCACAAGAAAAAUGAACCUCUUUAA
This is a messenger RNA of Anopheles bellator, 1275 nucleotides long. Its product is annotated as zinc finger protein 846-like. The coding region runs from base 544 to 1275 and encodes 243 amino acids. NCBI's taxonomy places the organism in Eukaryota, Metazoa, Arthropoda, Insecta, Diptera, Culicidae. The record is from RefSeq and is a predicted model, not a curated record. The transcript is spliced from 2 exons.